Gracilinanus agilis (Agile Gracile Mouse Opossum) is the source of this 954-nucleotide messenger RNA. RefSeq names its product olfactory receptor 9K2-like. The record is from RefSeq and is a predicted model, not a curated record. Bases 13 to 954 code for a protein of 313 amino acids. Gene Ontology annotation, molecular function: G protein-coupled receptor activity; odorant binding; olfactory receptor activity. The transcript has a single exon. Gene Ontology annotation, biological process: G protein-coupled receptor signaling pathway; sensory perception of smell. Gene Ontology annotation, cellular component: membrane. NCBI's taxonomy places the organism in Eukaryota, Metazoa, Chordata, Mammalia, Didelphimorphia, Didelphidae.
CAGGUGUCUGCCAUGGGUGAGAAGGAGAUAAACAACCACUCAGAAGUGACUGAAUUCAUUCUUGUAGGCUUCCGGGUCCACCCAGAACUCCAAAUCCUUCUUUUCUUCAUUUUUCUGCUUAUUUAUAGCAUGGUCCUUCUGGGGAAUAUUGGUAUGAUUAUCCUCAUUGUGACUGCUUCUCGGUUGAACACACCAAUGUAUUUCUUCCUAGGCAAUCUCUCUCUUAUUGAUCUUUCUUAUUCUUCUGUUGUGGCACCCAAAGCCAUAGCCAAUCUCUUAUCUGAAAGCAAGACCAUCUCCUUUGUAGGCUGUGUGGCCCAGCUCUUCUUUUUUGCUCUCUUUAUUGUGACUGAAGGUUUUCUCUUGGCAGCCAUGGCCUAUGACCGAUUCAUAGCCAUCUGCUCCCCACUCCUAUAUUCUGUUCGCAUGUCAAGACGCCUCUGCAUCCAGCUGGUGGCAGGAUCGUACUUUUUUGGCUGUAUUAGUUCCAUCAUUCAAGCCAUCAUUACCUUUACUAUGUCCUUCUGUGCAUCUCAUGUUAUCGACUUUUUUUACUGUGACACCCGUGCAAUACAGAAGAUUGCAUGUUCUAAUGUCUUUAUCAAUGAGGUGAUAUCAUAUACCCUGGCUGUCCUCAUUAUUUUGCCCACCAUCAUAGUCAUCAUGGUGUCCUACAUCUAUAUCUUGUCCACUAUUCUGAAGAUGCAUUCCAAUGAAGGACAAAUGAAAGCAUUCUCCACUUGUGGGUCCCAUCUGAUGGUUGUUAGCUUGCUUUAUGGGACUGUUUCUUUUAUGUACCUCACACCUGCCAGUAAUCCAGAACUAGGUAAAGCAGCCUCUCUAUGUUAUACUUUUGUCACUCCCAUGUUGAACCCUUUGAUUUAUUCUCUAAGAAACAAGGAUGUCAAAGAAGCCCUGAAAAGUAUGUUAUGGAGGAAAAAUAGUUUUCUCUAA